Closterium sp. NIES-67 is the source of this 4320-nucleotide messenger RNA. NCBI's taxonomy places the organism in Eukaryota, Viridiplantae, Streptophyta, Zygnematophyceae, Desmidiales, Closteriaceae. The record is from the annotation of a GenBank genome assembly.
AUGUAUUGGUCCAUUAAGCACCUUAAAUGUGUGUCAUAAUAUAUUUAGGAGUCUGUCCUGGGUCACUUCUGUAUCAUAGUUGUUCUAGUUACAGACUUAAUAAAGUGGGUAGCAAUUCUAAAAUAUUACCCUCUCAGAAGCUGAUUCAUGAUUUUGGGCAGGUGUUUCCUUUGUCUCGUCUGAAGAGAGGAGAAUCUCAAUGACUAUUCGUUCACCGGAACCAGAAGUCAAGAUUGUGGUAGACAAUGAUCCUGUAAAAACCUCUUUUGAAAAAUGGGCUAAGCCAGGUCAUUUCUCUCGUGCGUUAGCAAAAGGUCCUACUACAACCACUUGGAUUUGGAACCUGCAUGCUGAUGUUCACGAUUUUGAUAGCCACACUAGUGAUCUAGAAGAAAUUUCUCGUAAGGUUUUUAGUGCACACUUUGGUCAAUUAGCUGUCAUAUUCAUUUGGUUAAGCGGAAUGUAUUUUCAUGGUGCACGCUUUUCCAAUUAUGAAGCAUGGUUAAGUGAUCCAACCCACAUCAAACCUAGUGCUCAAGUUGUUUGGCCAAUUGUAGGUCAAGAAAUUUUGAACGGCGACGUAGGUGGUGGAUUCCAGGGAGUUCAAAUUACCUCUGGUUUAUUCCAAAUGUGGCGUUCUUCUGGAAUCACUACUGAACUAGAGUUAUAUUCCACUGCAAUUGGUGGUUUAUUAAUGGCAGGCUUAAUGUUUAUCGCUGGUUGGUUCCAUUAUCAUAAAGCUGCACCUAAAUUGGCUUGGUUCCAAGAUGCAGAAUCUAUGAUGAACCACCAUUUAGGCGGUCUAAUAGGCUUAGGAUCUUUGGGUUGGGCUGGACACCAAAUUCAUGUAUCUUUGCCUAUCAACCAAUUGUUAGAUGCAGGAGUUGACCCUAAAGAAAUUCCUUUGCCUCACGAAUUUAUAUUUAACAGAGACUUAUUAGCUCAGUUAUAUCCUAGCUUUGCGAAAGGUGUAACUCCUUUCUUUACCUUAAACUGGGCAGAGUAUUCUGAUUUCUUAACUUUCCGUGGCGGUCUAAAUCCAGUUACAGGAGGUUUAUGGUUAACUGAUACAGUUCACCACCACGUAGCAAUUGCAGUCCUUUUCCUAGUAGCAGGACAUAUGUAUAGAACUAACUGGGGAAUUGGUCAUAGCAUGAAAGAAAUGUUAGAAGCUCACAAAGGGCCUAUGACUGGUGAAGGUCACAAAGGACUUUAUGAAAUUUUGACCACUUCUUGGCAUGCUCAAUUAGCAUUAAACUUAGCUACUUUUGGAUCUUUAACAAUUAUCAUAGCACAUCAUAUGUAUGCUAUGCCUCCUUACCCAUAUUUAGCAACUGAUUAUGGUACUCAGUUAUCCUUAUUCACACACCACAUGUGGAUUGGUGGAUUCUGCGUUGUAGGGGCUGGUGCUCAUGCAGCUAUCUAUUUGGUAAGAGAUUACGAUCCAACUACUCAGUAUAACAAUCUAUUAGAUCGUGUUCUACGUCAUAGAGAUGCAAUUAUUUCUCAUCUUAACUGGGUAUGUAUCUUCCUAGGAUUCCAUAGUUUUGGUUUGUAUAUUCAUAACGAUACUAUGAGUGCCUUAGGUCGUCCUCAAGAUAUGUUCUCUGACACAGCUAUUCAACUUCAGCCUGUGUUUGCUCAAUGGGUUCAAAAUACUAACGCUGCAGCACCUGGUUUCACAGCACCUAAUGCAGCUGCCGCUAGCAGUAUCACUUGGGGUGGUAGUGAAUUAGUAGCAGUAGGUGGGAAAGUAGCAAUGUCUCCUAUUCCAUUAGGAACAGCUGAUUUCCUAGUGCACCAUAUUCAUGCAUUUACUAUUCACGUUACUGUUUUGAUUCUUUUGAAGGGUGUAUUAUUUGCUCGUAGUUCUCGACUAAUCCCAGAUAAAGCUAAUUUAGGCUUCCGCUUCCCUUGUGAUGGUCCAGGACGUGGUGGUACUUGCCAAGUUUCUGCUUGGGACCAUGUAUUCUUGGGUCUAUUCUGGAUGUAUAACUCUAUUUCUGUAGUAAUUUUCCAUUUUAGUUGGAAGAUGCAAUCAGAUGUAUGGGGAACUGUAAAUGCUCAAGGAGUAUCUCAUAUUACUGGAGGGAACUUUGCUCAAAGUGCAACUACCAUUAAUGGAUGGUUGCGUGAUUUCUUAUGGGCACAAGCAUCUCAAGUAAUUCAAUCUUAUGGAUCUGCUUUAUCUGCAUAUGGUUUAGUUUUCUUAGGUGCUCACUUCGUAUGGGCAUUUAGCUUGAUGUUCUUGUUUAGUGGCCGUGGUUAUUGGCAAGAACUAAUUGAAUCCAUUCUAUGGGCUCAUAAUAAGCUUAAAGUUGCUCCUGCUAUCCAGCCUCGAGCUCUUAGUAUUACUCAAGGGCGUGCUGUAGGAGUAGCUCAUUACCUUCUGGGUGGGAUUGCCACAACAUGGGCAUUCUUCCUAGCAAGAAUUAUUUCAGUAGGAUAAUGGCUAGGAGGGUUUUAAAGCAUUAUGGCAUCAAGAUUUCCAAAAUUUAGCCAGGGCCUAUCCCAAGACCCAACCACUCGCCGUAUUUGGUUUGGAAUUGCUACUGCACACGACUUCGAAAGUCAUGAUGAUAUCACCGAAGAACGGCUUUAUCAGAAGAUUUUUGCUUCUCAUUUUGGUCAGUUAGCAAUUAUCUUCUUGUGGACCUCUGGGAAUUUGUUUCACGUAGCAUGGCAGGGCAAUUUUGAAGCGUGGUCUCAAGAUCCUUUGCAUGUUCGUCCUAUCGCACAUGCAAUUUGGGAUCCUCAUUUUGGACAACCAGCAGUAGAAGCUUAUACUCGAGGAGGCGCUUCUGGUCCUGUAAAUAUUUCCUAUUCCGGUGUAUAUCAAUGGUGGUAUACUCAAGGUCUACGUUCUAACCAAGAUCUUUACACAGGAGCACUUUUCCUAUUAGGAUUAGCUGCUGUUUCUUUAGUAGGUGGAUGGUUACAUCUACAACCUAAGUGGAAACCUAGUGUUUCUUGGUUCAAAAAUGCUGAGUCUCGUUUAAACCACCAUUUAGCUGGUUUAUUUGGAACCAGUUCUUUGGCUUGGGCUGGACAUAUCGUACACGUAGCUAUUCCUGAAUCUAGAGGACAGCAUGUAGGAUGGGAUAAUUUCUUAACUACUGCUCCACAUCCACAAGGUUUAGCACCUUUCUUUGCUGGCCAAUGGGGUGUUUAUGCACAAAAUCCAGAUUCUAGCAGCCAUAUCUUUGGUACUUCAGAAGGAGCUGGUACUGCUAUCUUAACUUUCUUAGGCGGUUUUCAUCCACAGACACAAAGUCUUUGGUUAAGCGAUAUAGCUCAUCACCAUCUAGCAAUUGCUGUAAUAUUCAUCGUUGCUGGACAUAUGUAUCGUACCAACUUUGGAAUUGGACAUAGUAUGAAAGAGAUUAUGGAAGCACAUAUUGCUCCAAGCGGUCGUAUGGGCGGCGGUCACCAAGGCCUAUUUGACACAGUGAAUAAUUCUCUUCAUUUCCAAUUAGGAUUAGCAUUAGCGUGUUUAGGUGUUAUCACUUCUUUGGUAGCUCAGCACAGCUAUUCCUUACCUUCUUAUGCAUUCAUAGCUCAAGAUUUUACUACUCAAGCAGCACUUUAUACUCACCAUCAGUAUAUUGCUGGCUUCAUCAUGACAGGAGCUUUUGCUCAUGGUGCAAUUUUCUUUAUCAGAGAUUACAAUCCAGAGCAAAACAAAGGAAAUGUAUUGGCUAGAAUGUUGGAACACAAAGAAGCUAUUAUUUCUCACCUAAGUUGGGCUAGCUUAUUCUUGGGCUUCCAUACACUUGGUCUAUACGUACAUAAUGAUGUUGUACUGGCUUUUGGUACUCCAGAAAAACAAAUCCUAAUUGAACCUGUUUUUGCUCAGUGGAUUCAAUCUACUCAUGGUAAGGCUUUAUAUGGAUUUGAUGUAUUACUUUCUUCCAGUUCUAGCAUUACUAUUACUGCAGGAAAAAGUCUAUGGUUACCAGGGUGGUUAGAUGCUAUUAAUAACAAUAGUAAUUCUUUAUUCUUGACUAUUGGCCCAGGGGAUUUCUUAGUACACCAUGCAAUUGCUCUAGGUUUGCAUACAACAACCUUGAUUCUUGUGAAAGGUGCUUUAGAUGCUCGUGGAUCUAAAUUAAUGCCUGACAAAAAGGAAUUUGGAUUCAGCUUCCCUUGUGACGGUCCAGGUAGAGGUGGAACUUGCGAUAUUUCUGCUUAUGAUGCUGUUUAUCUAGCUGUUUUCUGGAUGUUAAAUACUAUUGGAUGGGUAACCUUCUACUGGCAUUGGAAACACUUAGCUUUAUGGCAAGGUAAUGCAGCGCAAUUUAAUGAAUCUUCUACUUACUU